Adelges cooleyi (spruce gall adelgid) is the source of this 525-nucleotide messenger RNA. RefSeq names its product reactive oxygen species modulator 1. The record is from RefSeq and is a predicted model, not a curated record. The transcript is spliced from 2 exons. Lineage: Eukaryota; Metazoa; Arthropoda; Insecta; Hemiptera; Adelgidae. Gene Ontology annotation, biological process: protein insertion into mitochondrial inner membrane; protein import into mitochondrial matrix. Gene Ontology annotation, cellular component: TIM23 mitochondrial import inner membrane translocase complex. Bases 166 to 408 code for a protein of 80 amino acids.
CAGUCAAAUUACCAAACACGAAUAUAAUUUUACUUGUUUUUCAGUUACUAUGAUGAUAGUAUUGUUUUAAGUGUACAUAUAGAAACCUCACUUCGUAUUCGAAAAACGAUCUUAACUAAAGAUUAUAUUGUGUAUUUAUUUAGAAACCUAUAGAAAAACAUCAAAAUGGUGGUAGUCGGCGGAGGUUAUGGACAGAGACAAAAUAUAUCGUGUUUCGACAAGAUAUCAAAUGCAUUCAUGAUGGGAGCAACCAUCGGAAUCACUAUGGGCAUAGUGUUUGGUGGUGUUAGCGGCUUAAGGUAUGGACUUAGAGGAAGAGAAUUAAUUGGAAAAACGGCUAUAACCAUGUUGCAAAGUGGUGGAACAUUUGGCACUUUUAUGAGUGUUGGAGCCGCACUUAGAUGCUAAUCAAAGUUAAAUAUGACUGAAGAAUUAAAAAUUCUCCCCGAAAUACUUCAAGAAUGUAAAAUAUUAUUUAGUCUUAAAUAAUUAUAAUAAAAUAAAUACUUCUUAAAUCUUUUUAUA